AUGAGAGGCGCGUCCGCCAGCGCGACGCGCGCUCAAUGGGCCGGCUACGAAGCGCCUGACGAAAAGGAGGACGAGUGGCCUAUCGUCUCUUUACCCUCGGAGAUGAUCCACGAGUACGGUUCACGACGCGUCUUUGACUUCUCCCUGGACGCUGACCGUGCGAUACUCGGCUUCCGGCCUCUGCCUCGGGAGGAAGCUGACUCACUCUCUGAAGAGAUGGAGGGCGUGAUCGGUCGCCUGGCCAACCCCGAGCGUUUGAGCAAGGAGACCUUAAGUUUCUUCUCCAGAACCAGCGAGCUUCACACGUAUGACAGCAUCGAGUCUAUGAGUCUUCCAGCCAGCUCGCCUUCACCGCCGGACACGCCUUUACCAGGCACACCGUCACGGACGCGCGCCGCUACCCCAAACCUCGCCAAUGACCUCUUCGCGGCGUACAUGUACGACUCGCCGGUGGUAGAGAAGACGAUCAAGUCUACUGACAUGGCCCGCCACACCCAUCCUCUCACUCCACCUUCCUUCCCUACCUCCAUUCCCAAACUCUCUCAGGCCUCCAGCCUAUACUCAAGUCCUGUUGCCCACGAUCUCCCCUUGACUCCUUCCUCCCCCACGUCUCUGACUCUGGGGGAGCUGCUAUCACAUGUCGCCUCUGAGGAGGACUCGUCGCAACCCCCGUCUGAAGUCGAGAUAUCUUCCCAGGCGAAUGUGGCUGAGAUCUAUCACGAGCUCGCUCCCGAAGCACUGCCGCAUUCGCCGAAUCCAGACACCGGAGCGUCCACUUUGUCAGACUGCGACUCUCCUACAUGGGAGGGGACCCCCACCAAACCGUCGCUCGCAUCCAAGAGUUAUGAUUCACCCAGGGCUCCACCAUCGACAACUGAGGCGGUCCCCCAAUCGGCCACUGAAGCUGGCUCGCUGGAUGCCACCGACGAUGGCGUGCCCCCAAGCUCCAAUAACGUCUCCCGCCAGGCUUCCUCAGAAGUGUCCCGAGCUUCAAGACUAGCCCAUGAAUCUCCGGUCUGGUCGCAGACCGACUCGUCGCCAGGAAGAUCUGCACUCGGUGCCGACGCCACCCAGAACGCUGAACCUAAUCCCACCGACCACAUGUCGACGCCUCUCUCGGAUCCCUCUACGGAGGACAUCGCCAACACUCUAGUGGUGGUCACCAGCCCAGCUUCUGUCGUCAAAACACUUUCGCCUGGGAAGUCGGAAUCUGUCUGGCCAGAUAUCAAUGGCACCGCAGAGAGCAUCCUGUCAGAGGAUCAGGAGUUCUCCGACGUCGAAGCCAUGGCAGGUGAGACACAGUCUUCCUCGGCCCUGGCUCGCUCGCAAAGCGAAGUGUCCGUUCCAUCUACGACUCUGCCUGAGGCCGACGGCAUCACUGACGAACCUGUCACUCCCGUCGCUGUUGCAGAUGAUGCCCUGGACACUCGCGACAACCAUGACAUUAUGUCCGCGGCGUCGCCCGCGGAAGAGAACUUGUCGACAGAGUCCUCUUCGAAAGAUGAGCUCGGCGCCAACAUGGUAUCCAGUGCCGCGUUUGCUGCGCCGGCGCCACACGAGGCUGAAGCGGGGUUACCCCUCUACGCCACCACUGAUGCCGCCGACGGGACCUGUUUCGACAGCCACACCGCUCAUACGCCCGGCAGCCCCCGAACCUCGUUGGAGCAGAGUCAAUCGAUACCUCAUGAUCGCGCAGACCUUACCCCACUCCCUGUUCAACACGCGAUUGAGAACGAGGAGGUUUCCGGGGACUCACUCCGUCGUCACAGCGACGAUAGAGUUGGUAUGUCUGCCCACAUGCCUCCCAUAGAGGCGGCCGCUUGGUCUCAGCCUGUCCUGGACGAGGGCUCUGACCAACCGCAAGAGGUAGAACUCGCGGACACCUCUCCACAACCGGUACCCUCUUCACCACCCUCCACUACGACCGAUGUCGAGCCACCACAGACCUCUUCGCGGGAAGAGUGGACAGUUCCCCAGGUCCUGAUCGACAUAUCCGAUGAUAGCGGAGGUGGUCCCGUUUCCGACGAGAGUGGCGAACCAGCCUGCGGUGACAGAGCACUGAGUCUCCACCGCUCAGUCAAGGACGCCGAUAGCGACCGCGUAAUCCCCACCCAAAGGUGUGCACAACCGGUCGUUCCUCUUCCAGCCGAUAGUCCCCGCUCUUCGCGGCGCCGUAGCGUGACCUCCUUUCAAGCCAACUGCCACGCCCCUACCCCGGCAAGCUCUGAGGCUUCGAGACCCUCUCCUGUCGACGCUGGCUGCCGUAUAGACGACUCAGCUGCUACAGCUAUCCCCGGCCCCAUUACGAGUGAGGACUCUCAGUCCGUUACGUCGAAUGUGGACAACAAUUCGUCGGAUCCUCCAACUGACUUCAAUAUCAGGACGCCACUGUCUGCAGCCAACUCCUCAUCAGCCUUGUCCCCACCCGGUCCCAAAUCUGUGCGCAUGGCACCUGAGGUGGAAGGCAGUCCCGACUCAGCUUUGUCGCACGUCAUUGAACCAGUGGUUCCUGCCAGAAACGAGUCAGCGCCCAGCGAACCAUCAUCACCUGUCCCAUCGGCCGCCGAGACUCCCCGCUCAAUCGACUCGCCUGAACCAGGAGUAUGGGUGCCGUCUGUCCCGAUGGAGCGCCUCCUGAACUACAAGGACAACAACGUUCGCCACUCUCUGUCGGACGCACCCAGCAGUCCGACCCCCUCAGAACUUUACACGCAGGCGUCGUCACAGGGCGGCUGGGCUGGCCGGGCUCUCCAGUUCCAAUCCCAGGGUCUUCACCUCCCCCCAAAGCAGCAACCCAACGACUUGUCGCGACAGCCGGGUCCCACCGUCCCCAGGCCUAAGGCUUUCAACCGUGGAGACCCAGAGUACGCUCUCCGCAAGCCAGCCAAUUCGGUAUUCCAACAACUCGCAUUCGCCAUGCCCGGCUCAUCACGCCUGGUCUCAAACAUUUCGGCUAUACGGCACACGGUUGAUACCCUGGCCGACCCCGAUUCCCCACUCUCAUCUUACCAACCAACAUACUCAGAGAAGUGGUACUCGCUCACAUCACCACAACCGCCUCAGCGGCACUCCCUUGGGAUCGAGAUUAAUGAAUGUACGCUCUCCCAACCAGCCAGUCCCGCACCAGAGGUGACCGAAAGUCUGGCAGUUGGCGGAGGAGAUGCCACAGAGGAAGCGGAGGCUGACAGUCCCGUUCUAACAUUGGACACGCAGGCCAGUUCCAAGGGUUAUCCUAUCCGGGGUAAGCGCGGCAAGUUCACCAACGUCUCAAAGCGUAAGAGGGCGGCAACGACCAGCGAUGUCCCUCUUCUCAUCAAGGAAGGGCAGGAGGUGUCCGAGAUGCCGGAGGGGACUGAAGAGCUCGAUGGUGUUGAACUGGUGGUUGCAAGUCCUCCGUCGAAGCCGGAGCUGGAGCAACACGGAGAGCACGUUGAUCCCAGCAUCCCGAUUUCAAGCCGGUCCACAAGGUCAUCGCAGGGCAAGCGCAAACUGUGGUCCCAAAAGCUCGAAGGUCUACCACCCAGUGGCCGUGCUAAGACGUUGUCCGAGGCCACAGCUUCGAAAGCUGGGUCACAAGCCCUCAUGGGGAAGAACAGGAACGCCCGUACCCGACUGCAGACAGCCGCUACAUCCGCCAACCCAGACCCCGACGAGGAGAUGGCAACCGCAGCCCACUUUGCGGAUGAAGACACCACCAAAGAAGUCGCACCAACGGCCCAGUUGAGGGUUCAGGAAAAGUCCAUUACCACCAACCGGCUUUGGUCGGAGGAGGAGAUUCAGUUCUGUGCCGAUUUCUGGUUUAAAUCCCAGGCCAACAACCCCGAACAGAACCCAGGCCAGGGGGCUGGAUUACUCUGCGUUGAGGCUAUGAAGCAGGCAGGCUACACGCGGAGUUUAAAAGGCGUGCUUUCGCGAUUCGCGCGGUUCGCGCGGGAAACGCCUGGAACCUCUGGGCACGAACACUCGACUGUUCUUGGCGACGAUCUGGCGCCGGCGACCAUGUCGUACAACAAUAACAUCUUCGGCGCGCACGCGCAGCCGCAGCAGCAGCUGUACCCCGCUCUGCCACAGCAGCCGCACACACACACCUUCCCUCACCUCCACAACCCGUUCCAGCAUGCGCCAACGCACCCUCCCACGACACCAGGAGCGCCUAUGGUGCCGCUUGGCGCGACUGGCUCCUUGGCAGCGCCUGGACAAGCAGGGCCAGUCGCCGCCCCGCCCCCCUUCGGAACGGGGAGUGCGCAGACAGUCCCGUACGGCGGUGGCGGAUACACCGAUAGCGCAUACAGGCAGCCGUACGGUUUCAGCUACACUGUCACGGCGAGCCGGGUGCAGGCGCCCCAGGCAAUCGAAGAACCUGCAAAGGACGAGGACGCAGUGUAUGGUCCCCUUGGACGGGCGCGGGGCAAGAUUGAUCGCGCGAUGGUGUCAGACAACGAGAUCUCACUCGACCUCGUUGACAAACUUGCGCAGCCAACCAGCGACCUCUAUGUUCCUCCUCCUUCAACCUCCUCCGCGUUCAACAAUGCGAAGCUCGUCAAGAACGUCCCCCUGCCUGACGCGCUGCACCAGGAGCUUCAAUACAAGCACACGACCGCGAACAUGGGUCUGUUCGAGGAGAUUGAGCGCGCAUGGUUUACAGUCGACAACAAACUGUUCCUGUGGGACUACACCGACGGGCGCGACUUCAGCCGCUACGACCAACAGGACACGACCAUCCACGCGGUGGGCAUUGUGCGCGCGCGUAAGGACGUGUUUGUGGACGACAUCCAUUAUCUUCUCGUCAUCUGCACGGCGUCCAAGGCUACCCUACUCGGUCUGUCGCGCUCUCCCAAGGGCGAGCUGUCGCUGUACGCAACCAACAUGUCGGUCGAGCUGCCGACGACCAUGACGUGCAUCCGCGGCAUCGACUCUGGGCGCAUCUUCCUUCUUGGCGUCAACAAGGACAUUUAUGAGCUGGAGUACUCGAUAAGCAGCGGUUGGCUGAGCAGCGGCUCCAAAAUCUGGCUCACCAACCGCUCUAGCGGCUACCUGAGCACAUGGGUGCCGAGUGUACUGCAGGGCGCGAACCGCGAGGGUGUCGAGAGCUUCGUCGUCGAUCCGCAACAGGGCAGGCUGUAUGCGCUGCACACGAAGGGCCAGAUUGAGUGGAUUGACGUCUCCGGCAACAAGUUCGAGUCACGGUCGCGGUUUAACAUCCUGCGUGAGCACUUUAUGCGCGCGCGCCUCACUGGGGCGCUGGGGAAAGACGGCGCAGAGGUCGUGGCGAUCGCACCCGUGCCAGCGAACGAGAGCAAGAAGGCGGUGGUCGUGGCGAUCGCCGCGAGCGGUGCGCGGGCAUACCUCGGUACUUCUGGAUAUUAUUUUGGCGGCGCCGGCGGCGCGUUCCAGAUCAUCGCGACGCGUCCUCCCCCACCAGACGUUACCAAAGUCCUUCCUCCGUCGUUCUACUCGUCCGGCACCUUGCUCUCGGUCCAGUCCAACACUGGGGCGGCUACUGCAUCGUCCAUCGUCACCUUCACCACGCCAGCGGUUGGUCGGCAGUCGGCUAUGCGGGAGAACUACGACAACUACCAAGCGCCUGCGCUGCAAGAGUGGUUCUCGAAUAUCUUGAUUCCUGCGUCGGUCUGGACAAUCGCCGAGGUUGCAUCCACAAACCCGAUACGCGCGUCCGCUGCACUUAGAAGAGACGACGGCAUCGAUCUUUCCGAGCUUGCGCGCGAGGCGACCAUCGGCGCGCGCCAGUUCCUCGUCCUCACGAACUCAGGCCUCUUCCGGAUCGAGCAGUCCCGACCCAUAGACAUGCUGGAGGACGACCUCGAGCUGGAGAAGGAGCAGGCGGUCAACGUGUCUCGCGAGGCCUUCGGCCGCGUGCAGCUCUCUGCGAUGGCUGUGCUCAUGGGCACGUCGGGCCAGAAGCGGCAGAUUGCCGACAUUGUGUCGGCUGCUGUGAACAUCCUCAUUGUUGCCGAGCCACCCAUCCUCCAGACCUCCACCACUGGCACUCGAUCCAUCAUUUACUCGCCCCGCCACGACGGUCUCGCUGCGACGCUGGCACGCUUCCUCCGGCCGAUCUGGAAGGCAAAGGUCGUUGCGGCUGCCGCCGGUCCUGUGCGCUUCAAGCUCGGCGUGAGCGACAAGGAGCUGCUGGCCGUCCAGAGCAACCUUGGAGACUUGCACCGUUUCCUCGAGAACCACCCCUUCCCGCGACACCAGGCAGAAGGUGACGGCAAGCGUGCAUGGGACGUUGAGGAGGCGUCGACUGAAGGUCUCAAGCUGCUCCUCAAGCAGGCGAUCGAGGCGAUCUCGUUCGUCCUCCUCCUCGCCGACUACAAGUUGCCAGACGUCAUUGCGAAGUGCGACCCAGCGACGCAGGGGACGCUCACGAGCCUCUCGUUCGAGGGCCUCCUGACCAGCCAGGGCGGGCGUGACGUUGCCCGCGCUCUCGUCACCGCCUUGAUCGAGCUGCAGAUUGGUCAGGAAUUGGGCAUCGACAACCUCAGCGCGAUCCUCCAGCAGCGCUGCGGCACGUUCGUGCAACCUGGCGAUGUCGUGCUAUACAAGGCGGAGGAAAGUCUGCGGCGUGCCGAGAGCACACGCGACGCGGUCGAGCGGGCGGAGAACAUUGCCGAGUCACUCCGACUUUUCAACCGCGCAGCAGGCAGCGCUCCUCGCAGCGUGUACCCCCGCCUGCCCGACGCGACCCGGAGGUACCGUGCACUCAACGACGUGCGCGGCACGAUCGAGCUUCCGCUCCGCGUCGCGACCGAGCUCGACCCACAGGACAAGGCUGGCGACUACGUGCGCGACGGGCGCAACCCAGGCGACCCCCGCAUCGGCUUCCUCGAGGAACGGCAGGAAUGCUACAAGCUCGUCGUCGAAGUUCUCGGCAGCUACGACGAAGCACUGAACAAGGCGGCGGCCGCGGGGCCUGUACAGGCCGCGGGCGCUGUUCGCAUCCGCGACGAGGCGUACGGGCUCGCGAUCAGCUCGGAUGACGAGCUCUUCCACUUCUAUCUGUACGACUGGAUCUCGGCACUUGGCCGUGCGGACCAGCUUCUUGACUUCGAGACACCCUUCAUCGAGGCCUACCUUCGCGCUACGACGUCGAACGUUCCGGGCCGCCGCGACUUGUUGUGGAAGUACUACGCGCGGCGCGAGGAGUUCUUGCCCGCGGCCAAGGCGUUGGCGGACAUGGCUUCGCGCCCGUCCGACAUGUCGUUACAGGACCGCGUGUACUACCUCGCGCAGGCAGUCACGAACGCCAAGAGCGCUGCUUCGCUGGGCGCUGACGACGUUGAGUUCACGACUGGCCUCCAAGAACGCAUCGACGUCGCGCACGUUCAACUGGAGGUCGUGCGCGCGGUCGAGGGACACGACGACAUGAGCCCAGCCGAGAGGGGAGACGCGCUCGCCGCACUCAACGAGGACCUGUUGUCCCUCGAUGACCUGUACCAGAACUUUGCCCGUCCGCUGCGGCUGUACGAGGCGAUCCUGCUAAUCCUGCGCACCUCCGACACGCGCGUCGAGGACGUUGUCGCUGCCGUGUGGACCGAGCUCCUCAAAAACCCACAUCCUGCCGAGGUUGUCACCGACCUGUGCCGCAAGUUCUACCCGUCCGAGGGCGCGCCACCCGACAUCGUCCUCCCCAUCGUGUACGGGUACGCUUCCGAGGUCGGCGGCGAGCCUGGCUGGGCCACGCGUGCUCUCCUCGCCGGUGGCGUUACUUCCCGCGACGUGUGGGACUCCGUGCUCGCACUGUAUGACGAGAGCCCGUCCGAGUUCUACGCCGAGGAGGCCGCGGUCAUCCUCCAGCGGUGGCUCGACACGCCGCGCCCCCAGCAGGACCUGCCGGCGGCCGAGAUCGAGAACUUUGCUGCAAAGUACAUCCUCCGUACACAGGGCCAGAGCCUCGACGCCCGCCGCGCCGCCACGCGCAAGGUCAUGCAGUCGGCCAAGGCUGCUACGGGGCGAUUCUAG
This is a messenger RNA of Cutaneotrichosporon cavernicola, 7983 nucleotides long. RefSeq lists its product as uncharacterized. Bases 1 to 7983 code for a protein of 2660 amino acids. Gene Ontology annotation, molecular function: structural constituent of nuclear pore. Gene Ontology annotation, biological process: transcription-dependent tethering of RNA polymerase II gene DNA at nuclear periphery; RNA export from nucleus; protein localization to nuclear inner membrane. The record is from RefSeq and is a predicted model, not a curated record. The transcript is spliced from 11 exons. Gene Ontology annotation, cellular component: nuclear pore inner ring; nuclear pore. NCBI's taxonomy places the organism in Eukaryota, Fungi, Basidiomycota, Tremellomycetes, Trichosporonales, Trichosporonaceae.